AAACACAGUUCGCCCUACAAAUCAGCAGCUUCUACCACCACGAAUACUCACUCCGAUCAAUACGAGUCAUUUUCGCUCAACUGUCCACACGUCGCUGAUGCCAGUAACGACAACGUCAGUCGCGCCUGUCAUUCAAUAAGUAACGACACAAUAUGGCUCAAGAUUGAAGCAGGAGAGAAGAAGAUUUUCAACCGCUUGACAACGUUCACCAAACGCGUCGUUGCUGGCAAAACUGUUCUUCGUGUCCUCCUCAACAACGGCCGAUAUUUCUUCGACUAUGAUGAAUUAACUGGUGACUUUGUCAUGGAAAUUCGUCCUGUCAAUGUUGAUGAAGAUGCUGGCGUUUGGCAAUGCCACGUUACCGUCUACCAGAAAGGAAACACUCAUACCUCUUACCAGCCGAAGUCGAGUAAAAGUACCACAUGGUGUGAGUUC
Molecule: messenger RNA, 435 nt
Organism: Ostertagia ostertagi
Lineage: Eukaryota; Metazoa; Nematoda; Chromadorea; Rhabditida; Trichostrongylidae
Source: the annotation of a GenBank genome assembly